GACUGGAUGGGUCCUUAAAAAAGGAGAGCAGGAAGCAGUAGAACUCAACUCACAAACAGAGCGCUGACAUGACCAGACUACAGGAGACUAUCACCAUGGCGACGUUGACCCUUCUACUGCUUCUCAGCGCUGCCUUUACACUGGGCGACAGAAUGACUGCGCGCAUAGCAAAUGAUUUGGUGACAUUUGCAGCAGACCAAAGAAACCCAUGCCCCAGAGGCUGGUUCCAAUUUAAUUCACGCUGCUUCAUGUUUGUCAAAACUGCAAGGACAUGGCCCAAUGCAGAGCGCCACUGUCAGUUACUUGGACAAAAACUGAAGCCUGUGUACAACACUGUAAAGUACCUUGGCGCAAACCUGGCAUCUGUGCACAGCUAUGAAGAGUCCCAAUUUCUACAGGCGGUGGUGUUGAUCACGACUGGCAGUUUCCCUCUUACCUGGAUUGGCGGAUUUGAUGCUGUUCAAGCAAAGGUGGAAAAGGUACCCAAAGUGAAGAUGCCUUAAUACUUAAGACUAAUA
Molecule: messenger RNA, 518 nt
Organism: Oncorhynchus kisutch (coho salmon)
Lineage: Eukaryota; Metazoa; Chordata; Actinopteri; Salmoniformes; Salmonidae
Product: ladderlectin-like
Exons: 4
Coding region: 69-503 (144 amino acids)
Source: RefSeq, a predicted model, not a curated record